Molecule: messenger RNA, 2764 nt
Organism: Mytilus californianus (California mussel)
Lineage: Eukaryota; Metazoa; Mollusca; Bivalvia; Mytilida; Mytilidae
Product: phosphoglucomutase-1-like
Exons: 9
Coding region: 72-1751 (559 amino acids)
Biological process (GO): carbohydrate metabolic process
Cellular component (GO): cytosol
Molecular function (GO): magnesium ion binding; phosphoglucomutase activity
Source: RefSeq, a predicted model, not a curated record
AAAUACUUAUACUAAGGUCAAGGUCGUAACUUUGCAGCAUCCUUGUACAACGUAUCGUAUGACAGAAAAUCAUGUCACUUUCGUCCUCUACAGUUUCUACGAAACCUUUUGAUGGCCAGAAACCGGGAACAAGCGGACUUCGGAAAGCUGUCAAAGUGUUUCAGCAAGAGAAUUACACAGAAAAUUUUAUUCAAUGCACACUGACCGGUGCACUUGCAGAAAAACUGACCGGCUGCACUUUAGUGGUUGGCGGAGAUGGGAGAUAUUUCAUGACUGAAGUGGCUGAUAAAAUUGUAAAGAUUGCAGCAGCUAAUGGGGUUUCAAGAUUGAUAUUAGCCCAGAAUGGUUUGAUGUCAACUCCAAGUGUAUCCUGUGUUAUCAGGAAGUAUAAUACAGAUGGGGGGAUCAUAAUGACUGCCAGUCAUAACCCUGGAGGGCCAGAUGCUGAUUUUGGUAUUAAAUUUAAUAUAUCCAAUGGAGGACCAGCACCUGAAGCAGUAACCAAUGCUAUGUACCAGCUAACAACUACCAUCACAGAAUAUAAAAUAUGUAAAAAUCUGAAUGCUGAUCUCUCAACUCUCGGAGAACAAAAGUUCCAAGUUGACGGAAGACAAUUUACAGUACAAGUGAUAGACUCUGUAGCAGAUUACGUAGACUAUAUGAAAGAGAUCUUUGAUUUCUCUGCUAUAAAAUCUUACUUAUCAUCGCAAGGUGUUAAUGUUCUUCUAAAUUCUAUGAAUGGAGUGAUGGGUCCAUAUGUGAGUAAAAUAGCCUGUGAUGAGCUUGGUGCUUCAAAGUCCAGUAUAGUGAACUGUAAACCAUUACCAGACUUUGGAGGCUUACAUCCAGAUCCUAACCUUACCUAUGCUGCUGAUCUUGUCACAGAAUUAAAGAAAGGAAAUCAUAGCUUUGGUUGUGCAUUUGAUGGAGAUGGGGACAGAAAUAUGAUUUUGGGUAAAAAUGCCUUUUUUGUAAACCCAUCUGAUUCACUGGCUGUGCUGGCUAAUAACCUAGAUUGUAUCCCAUACUUCCAAAGAACAGGUGUCAAAGGUUUAGCUAGAAGUAUGCCGACAAGUGGAGCAGUAGACAGGGUAGCAAAGGCCAAAGGAUUAGAAUGUUUUGAAGUUCCAACAGGAUGGAAAUUCUUUGGUAAUUUAAUGGAUGCUGGCAGGAUGUCAUUGUGUGGUGAGGAAAGUUUUGGUACUGGUUCAGAUCAUAUACGAGAAAAAGAUGGUUUAUGGGCUGUACUGGCAUGGCUGUCUGUUUUAGCAAAUAAAAAAUGUAGUGUAGAAGAACUUAUUUUAGAUCAUUGGAAACUGUAUGGAAGAAACUUUUAUACAAGGUAUGACUAUGAAAACUGUGAAUCAGAUCCUGCUAAAACAAUGAUGGACAAUUUAAAUAAAAAAGCUGAUGAUGGAAGUUUAAAAGGUCAAACUUUUUCAUCAGGAGGAAAAUCAUACAAAGUAGCAAUUACAGAUAAUUUUUCAUAUACAGACCCAAUAGAUAAAAGUGUCAGUAAAAAUCAGGGUUUAAGAAUUAUAUUUGAGGAUGACUCUAGGAUAAUUUUCCGUUUGAGUGGAACAGGAAGCAGUGGAGCCACAAUAAGAAUGUAUAUAGAAGGAUAUGAGUCUGAUGCAGCUACAUUUACUAGUGAUCCUCAGGAUGUUUUGAAGCCAUUGAUAGAUAUAGCAUUAGAGAUCUCCCAACUUAGAGAAUUAACUGGCAGACAGUCUCCAACAGUCAUAACAUAAUCAUUUAAAAUAGUUUUACAAGGACAAUCUAAAGUGUUUUUGGGGGCAUUUUCAUAGCAUAAUAUUAUGUAGGGAAUUUUAUAGUGGCUAUUUUUUAUUUAACACCAGAAUAAGUACUCCCAGUGGCGGAUUUACCGGGGGCACAGGGGGCAUAAUAAAAUACUCACAUUUCAAUUUCUUGUGAAUGUAUUUUUUUAAAGACUUUAUUCAACAACAAACUCUUUUUUUAAUAUCAUACAAGUUUUAUUUUUUAAACUGAAUGUCUUAUUUCUUUACACUCUUAUUUUCAAAGAAAACCAACAAUUUGUUUUAAAAAAACCUUGCCUAGCUUUAUUUUUCUAAUAGCCCAAGCAUACAGUAAUACAGGUAUAUUUUUCUUGUUUCAAUUACCAUGUACAUGUAUGAGGCUAUGAAUGGGUCACCAUUUAUAAGGAUAUGAAUGGGGUUUACAGAUAUGAGAAUAAUGGGCAAAAAAGUUAGAUUAAACCGGGAACAAAAAUAUAGAUAACAGAAUAAAGAGGUGAUGAAAUAUGAAGAAAAGAUUGAUUGAUUGUUGGUUGUUUAAUGUCCAGUGGCAAAUAUUUCAUGCAUGUUUAGGACGAAUAUAAUAGAGAUCAAUGGCAAAAAAUUAAAAGAUAUAGAAAUAUAGAAACAAUGAUCUGACCCCCCCCCCAGACAUCGAGGUUUUGGAUCCGCCCCUGACUCCUGUAUUUUGGAGGAUCAGAAUGUGUUUUUGUCUAAUUGAGAAGGAAAAAAAUGCAAUAUAUUUUAUAAAGCCAAAAACUUUUAUAGCUUACCUUGUUGAUAACAAAGUCUGUUGUCAGAUUGAUAGUGAGUGAUAACCUGUAUGCCAUACCUAUUUUGUUUUAUAUGUCAAGCUUAUGUGCUCUGUUACAAUUUUAAGUUUUUUUCAGAAUGUUUUUGUAUAACUUGUUUUCAAAAUAGCAUUAUUAAUAUCAGAAUAAUUUGUUAUGUUUAUAUUGUUAUAAAAUUAAAACUUUUAACAAUUACCA